GUUGUUUUCGUUCUCGUUUUUAUCUCGUUAUCAACUCUUAGUCAAACAAAGCAGUCAUAUUUUCAAAGCAAACUCAUGAUUGUCAAGUCAGCGAAAUAUUUAACCAAUGAAAUGAUGAGGCUUUGUUAAAAAGUUGAUAAAUAAGUCAAAAGCACAAUUAUUGUUGGUUAGUAGCAAGUUUGGUUGCGUUGGCGUUUCAUAUAAUUAUUGUGUAAUAUAAACAUCAUUUUGGACUUUAAUUGUAAAUACAUAUUAUGAUAACUAAAAUGUAAAUACUUUAAAAGCAAAUACAGUUUUACUAGUGACGUUUAAUACUAACAUUCUAAAAUGCCUUCAAUGGGAAGAACUGUGGCAUAUCUCUGGUGCUUGUUAAUAUUUGGAGUAUGUGGUAUUCUCUCUUCUCAAGAUGAACGUCGCUGUGACAACAAAAUAACAAUAGACUUCAAACAGUGCCAUAGAAAUGAAACUUGCAUCGAAUUGGACAGUGAGCAUUCCGUGUGCAGAUGCAGCAGGAACUAUCAGAGGAUACAGGAUGGUACUUGUCAGCCGGUGUCACCAGACUCAGUUCCUUCACCUCCAAGUCACGUAGUGACACCCUCAGAUUCUGGUGGAUUCGGGUUUAAGUUACUAUUGUGGCUGGCAGUGCCAGUGCUGUUGGCCGGACUGAUUGGUGUAAUUGUGUACACUGGGAGGCAGAAGAUGUGGCUCAACAGGUUGUACCGAAUGCGAGUUCGCUCCUACAACAAUGUUUUGAGCACAAGGCCUGUGUAGAUUAAGGCUUUCGCGUAAGAAUAACUUAAAUAUUGUGGAAAUUUAUGGUAAAGAAUCGCCAACAGAUAAGUGUACCUAAUGUGAUCACCUGCAAACAGAACUGAUCCGACAGGGAACUAGUUCCUGAGGAGUAUCAUUUUUAUGUAAAAAAGUGACUGAUGAUAUGUAUAUUGGUUUGAUGUUAUUCAUAUUGUUUUUAUUUUAAAUAUGUUUUAACUAAAAUAAACAUGUUAAAAACUAAAA
Molecule: messenger RNA, 1014 nt
Organism: Homalodisca vitripennis (glassy-winged sharpshooter)
Lineage: Eukaryota; Metazoa; Arthropoda; Insecta; Hemiptera; Cicadellidae
Exons: 4
Coding region: 328-771 (147 amino acids)
Source: RefSeq, a predicted model, not a curated record